AUGCCACAUGCGACAGCGAGGGCGCAGCUGAACGAGGCAUGGCGACCGACCAAGAUUAUGAACAUGCGCGAUCUUUCGCGUGACGACGACUUCCUAAGUCAUCUACUCGUCGAAAAGUUGGGUACUGGUGCUGUUCCCCUCGUCGUGCACAAAAUGGACCCGUCGCGAAGGCUACCAAAGACUGACUCGGACCAGCUCCUACAGAUAGUGCGACGUUUGGUGGCGUCCAAAUUGCCUUCGAAGACCGCAGUUCGUCAAGCAGUGGACAGCUUGUUGUCACUGUCUGCGGUUCGCUACUACCUGCGAUUGUACAGCCAGAAGCAGGUGAACGCGUUCGCCACUCAUGCGUCGCGCUACUUCGAGCUGUACAUGCCAACAGGGUCUAUUGAGAUCGCGCAUACGUCGCGGUAUUCACACCGGACGGGGAAGUCAGAGCUGUGCAUACUGGCUACGCGGUCCCUAGCGCCUGGCGCAGUUAUUAGCGAGCUGAAGGGCUCGAUGGCGGACCUGACGGAAGACGAGGACAAGGAGCUCAAACGAACGGACGAGCGGCACGCGGAUGGGGCGGGGAUUCGACGGGACUUCAGCGUGAUCCAUUCGAAACAGUUGAAGAAGAACCACCUGUUCCUAGGCCCGGCGCGGUUCGUGAAUCACGAUUGCGACCACAACGCUGAGUUGUUUCGUGAGGGGCGGUACAUCACCUUUAGGGUGCUCAAGCCGAUCGCGGUGGGAGAAGAGGUUACUGCGCAUUAUGGAGAUGGUUACUUCGGACGUAAGAACCGCCACUGCUUGUGCGAAACCUGCGAACGGAAUGGACGCGGCGGUUAUGGGCCUGAUGCAUCAGAUGACGACGCGUCCGAUUCUGGUUCCUCUCCCGCAGGUGCGAACUCCGACCAGGGUGCAUUCCAGCAGUCGUCAUCAAGCGAUUCGGACGAUUCAGAAGACGAGGAGGACGUGAACGUGAACGAGCGCCGCACGCGGCGAGGCGUUUACGCCGUCGUCAAUUCUGUGGCGGUGGGCGGUGGGCAGAUGGAGCUCGAUGCCGAGAUAGAGCCGGAUACCGCUUCAGACUUGACUUCGCUGCCACCUUCCCGCUCGUCAGUUCCACUUGCCCAGGUCGCCGGUCCUUCGAAGGGCAAAGGGUUGAUGACGCCAGAUCCCGAGCCAGCGCUCCGUGGAUGGCGCCACGACACAGCAUCGGUAGCAUCGACGCCGCGCAAGCUAACGCCUAGUACAGCGUCAACGCCGUUCAAGUCUGUCAUCUCGACACGUGGUCAAAAAGCCAGGGAAGCCGCUACUUCUGCGCAGCUGGAAGGAAGCCCUGGCAAGGGUGCGAAGUCUCGGCUUGGAGCCAACAGGCAGCUGGUGACGCCGCCGUUGACAACAGAUGACAGUUCAGCUUCCACUGCACCAAGUGUGCGCUCGUCUUCGCGCAUCCGGACCCGUGGUGCACUUUCAGUAGGGACAGGUUCUUCUCGUCUGACGACACCCUUGAAGGACAGGAAUGAUACCUCUGCCAGGGCUUCCGCUGCCGAUGUCUCGGAUUUGAAGCAGAAAAAAAGGGAAGAACCGGAAAUGCGCACAUUGCGUCCAAGAGUAUCUGUUCCAACGGUGCCCGAUCAACAGAAACCGUUAGUGAAAGUGCCGGGUGAGGGGCCCAGAGGUGUUGAUGGAAAGCCCCUCCCAACGUGCAUUACCUGCAAAAACGUACUUCCUGUGAUUUCGGUCGAUUCUCAGGUCAUUUGGGGUCUCGCACUCGGUCGAACGGGCAAGAGGGGAAGACCACGAAAGCAUGUGCAUGUGGAAUGCCCUAGGUGCAUGCGCCAUUUUGCAAUCUAUGCUAUGAAGUGGCCGGAUCGUGUUGCAAGCGACGGUGGUGCGGGUUUCGUCCCGACCCCGCGCGAGGACAGUGUUCCUUUGGGGGCGUCCUGGACGCGAAAGAUAACCAAAACAUCCCUCGCGGCGCUCGAUCACAAACUCGCCGCUGCUGCCUCGAGUACAACGUUACCCAAACGCCCAUAUAAGCGUCGCCGUGUCGUUGAGGAUGUCGGCGAUGAACGGCCUGUGAAGAAGAAGAAAACAAGCACAGGCCGUCCCCGCGGUCGUCCUCCAAAGAAUAAAGUGGGUAUGUCAAUCAAAGCGAAGGAAUUAUUGAACGUUGGUGUGCCUAAGGGACGCCGGAGCGGUCGCGCACGCGUACCUAGUCUAAAGCUGCGCGAGAGCGAGACUCCAAAGCUGGCCAUGCCAUUUUCACUGCUUCCAAAGCCUUCGUCGACGUCGUCGCUUUCUGCUACAGAAAGCGAUGACCCCAUUGACGUGAUUGGGGACGGUCCAGAAGAACCGACUGUGGAGGGCAAUUCGAACUCUGACGACAGUCCGCAGUCUGAGGACAGCCCUAAACUUCUAACCCCGAAAUCCCUGGCUGUUGCCUCACAGCCAAGGGAGAAGAAUGGAAGGUUUGGCAAGAAAGCGGAUACGAACGGCCGCUACAUGCGCAAGAACUUCCAAUUUACCGUAGGCGGUCGUCGCUUCUCUCGGGCCCACAAAGCCUUGAACAGGGCCAAAUAUCGAUCGCGAAUCCUAAGGAGGCCGGAGACGAGCGAGAGUGAGGAUGACCGACCCCUCAUAGAGGACCUCAUGUCCCACAAGCGGUAUGAAAUUGAAGAAGAGAAAGAAGAAGACGAACGACCGAGCAAGAGGCUUCGACUCGAAGAGGAGAGCUUGUCGCCAGAUGAAGACGAGGAAGACGACGGAAAUCCUUUCCUCCUCCCAUCCGAUUCGGAAUUACCUCAGCGUAGUCAUGCCGGGCUCGCUCUUUUUCGUGCCCCCAAUCCCAUGACAUUUGCCCGUCGCAAGUGGGCCCCAAUGCUUACGGGUGACUCUGCAGCAAUUGCCGACAGCACAGAUGGUACACAAGUGUCCACGGACGAGGACGUGGAUUUACCUAUAACUCCAGAAGAUGACGUGGACCCGGCUCUCACCAUCUCGGAACCCCUGGAUCUGGACGAGAUUGAGGGAAGGCUGGAGACUGUGGACGAUGACGACGGAGAUUCCGUAUCUUCUCGUCCCCUUCUGUCUGCUACGUAUGUUCCCAAGCUCACGUUCCGGCCUUCUCCUAUCAAUCUUGCCAAACGUCGCUGGGCACCAGUUCCCUCGAGGUUACAUGAGCGGGCGGAUGCAGACGUCCAGAAACCCUCAAUACCGCUCAUGCAAGAUACUCAGUCUGAUAUUGAUUACUCCGACAGUGACACUCAUCCUGCCGAACCCACUGGAGAACUGCUCUCUGACGAGGAGUAUGCAUCGGAAACAGAUGAAUACACGUCAUAUUCCCAAUGGAUGCACUCUCACAGCCUGUUUCUCUCUCAUCGCCCAGGAUCGUCCUCGUCAUACUCGUCAUAUGGCACGGCGGACUCAACUGAAGACUCAGAGCGGAUCGUCGAACAAAUUGUCAGCGAGCCUCUCACAACAGAGUCAAGGUCACUACUAUCACAUUCUUCGUCUGUAUCCUCCCCUCCCAAUCAAGACAAAUCCCCAGGAAUGGCAUGGAAGAAGACUGUGCUGCUACCUGUGGACAUUCCCUAUCUCAGCAAUCCGGCUGCGUCGUUUUCGGCGAACUUGCGCAGUUCUCCAGCUAAAUUGACUCUUGCCGGUUGGGACACUUCGUCAGACACGGACUCCUGA
Messenger RNA from Sparassis crispa, 3681 nucleotides. RefSeq lists its product with no specific name. NCBI's taxonomy places the organism in Eukaryota, Fungi, Basidiomycota, Agaricomycetes, Polyporales, Sparassidaceae. Gene Ontology annotation, cellular component: nucleus. The coding region runs from base 1 to 3681 and encodes 1226 amino acids. The record is from RefSeq and is a predicted model, not a curated record. Gene Ontology annotation, molecular function: histone H4K20 methyltransferase activity; protein binding. The transcript has 7 exons.